Molecule: messenger RNA, 1580 nt
Organism: Actinia tenebrosa (Australian red waratah sea anemone)
Lineage: Eukaryota; Metazoa; Cnidaria; Anthozoa; Actiniaria; Actiniidae
Biological process (GO): protein dephosphorylation
Molecular function (GO): protein binding; protein tyrosine phosphatase activity
Source: RefSeq, a predicted model, not a curated record
AUUAUACGCGAUUAGCCAUUGCUAUGUCCAAUAGCAGCGCCGUGCCAGACAACAGAAUGUCGGCAAGUUCUAUUUAUAGUAGCACGAGGACUGCAGCCAAAGCUAGGCUCUUUGGUAAGAGUUCAUGGAGACCACGUGACGAUGAUACCAAACCAUGGUUACAAAUAGACCUUGGAGAGAUUUACUACGUGUGUGCUGUGGCUACCCAAGGUGACCCGAACAGUGACGAGAGGACAAUAAAUUACAAAGUUAAAGGAUCUAUAGAUGAUCUACUAUGGGUGCCUGUAGAAAACAAAACUUUGGAAAAGGAGAUGGUUUUUAUUGGUAACAAAAAUAAUUCAACAAUCAUCAUCAAGCAUUCCUUGCCAAGUCCUCUAGCAGCUAGAUUUGUACGGUUCUAUCCUGUAGAAAAGAUUAAAGCAUACGCCUUUAGAGUGGAAAUAUAUGGUGUUACCAAAGAACCAGCUCCACCGAUACCACCACCGAUAGGGAACAAAGAACUGCAACCCAGUCAGGGUUCGCAUGCAGACUUGAUGUGCAGAGCAGAAAGAGGACUUAGCAUCAAAUGGUACCAUAACGAUACAGACAUUACAAGUUACUCUAUCGGUUCAUUAAGAACAGGAUCAAUACUCAUAUCAACACUACGUGUAAACUACACAUCAGCUGAGGAUGUUUAUGACAGAUAUUCUUGUGACAAAGCGCAAAGACACUGUACCAGUUUGGAUUACAUUUGUCAAGUCGAUUAUGGUUCAUACAGAAAACUGCAGAGCAGGGGGAAAAUCUCCACAUUAUUAGUACCCACGAGACCAAGACAUCUUAACGCCACAAUCAACCCUCAACGUGGGACCCAAAGACCAACUGUAACGUUGAAGUGGGAGAAACCAAUGAGAGCCAUUGGCAAAAUAGCAAGCUAUACCCUAUUCUAUAAUUACAUCAUUGAUAAUAAUCGAAGUAUGAUGUCAUUGACCAUUACGGAUUUUACGGGCAUGAGUUACAUUUUUAAUGUGAUUGGUGGAGCUCGUUUUGAAUUCUAUUUGAAAGCCAAGGCCAAUGGUCUUAUUGGAGAUCCUUCUGAAACCUGGACUGCAAACAUUCAGGAAUGUAAACCRUCAUCUGCUCCAGCAAACGUAAAAGUCAUCAAGAUUGACAAUGGAAAAUACAACGUGUCAUGGAAUGAAAUACCUAGAGAGCUAAGCAAUGGAAAGAAUAUUGCCUACGAGAUAAAUUGGUUUUCCUUGGCUAGACGAAUGCGUCGAUCACCUUUUGCAUCACGUGCAKCUAAUGCUAGCGAGUCACCAUACAUACUGGUGAACAUAAGCCUUACAGACAACAUGAAGUACAACAUCACUGUACGUGGCUACACCAUUGCAGGUCCUGGUCCAUUUAGCGACCCUAUAGUUCUUGAAAAAGAGAUCAAGAAAGCGGAAGGAGGUUACGUGGAUAAAUCAGUACCUGAUUCAGUCAUAGCGGUUGCAGUUGUUUUCUGUUUACUCUUUGUAGUUGGGAUGAUCGUCUUUAUUUUCUGGUAUAAAAGACGUAAAGGCCAAGAAGACACCCCUCAACAGGAAAACCCCGGUGGA